Molecule: messenger RNA, 3742 nt
Organism: Rhopilema esculentum
Lineage: Eukaryota; Metazoa; Cnidaria; Scyphozoa; Rhizostomeae; Rhizostomatidae
Source: RefSeq, a predicted model, not a curated record
GGCGGGUAUUCAGAAAUUACCAUUUUGAUCUUGCACUAAUCCUUUUUCCUAACUAUCUGUGAAUGAUGUAAUCCUUGCAUGCGAUAACGAUCUGUAGACAAGGCAAUAGAGGGUCGUCACUAUCAUCGUAGUGUUAGACUCCACAAGCAAUCAUUUGAAGCACUCCUGCAUUUCAGUAUCAAGCAGCUAGCCAGUUUGCACGUUCUUGAUAAUCAUUUGAAGCAAUCAAUUGCAGACUUACGGGUAAAUCAGUCUCCAGUAACGCUUACAUCAGUCUUGGCACAACCUGCAUUUCAGCUCCUCUUCGAGAAUGCAAUAUUAAAUCAUAACGAAACGCAAGCGAAGAUGAUUGUGCAGUAUCUUAAAGAUGUUUCGGCAAUGCUAUGUCUGAUAAGUUCAGUAAGGGAAAAUACAAUUGAGCGGCAUCUUGCAGCCGAGAGGGCAUUGAUACCCAAGUGUUUUGCAUUUGGCCAUCCGAAUUAUGCGCGGUAUCUUUCAUUCCAGCAUGUCAACCUUCUAGACAUCAAGAGGAACCAUGCAACAAUUUGGCAAGACCUGUUGGAAAACGAAUAUGGCGGAUCGGUCUCUUGCGAGUCAUUUUCUACCAUGCAUGGCGAGUUAAUUACAGAGAUGACAAUAAACAGAGAGGUAACAGCCAGAGGAGGCCCAAUGCAAGGAGGCUUCAGCACAGAUAUAACUGCUGUAGACACCUUCAUGAAAACAAGUCACUUUAUAGCAAACUUACGGAUGAAGCUGAAAGAGAGGUUGAGAGUAUUUACAACGUCGUCACACAAGGAAACAAGUGUAGGCGCUCGAAAGAAGCACGAAAUAAUGAUACAAAGCCUUAUCAACAAAUUGGACAGCUACUUUGACCCUUUUUUGGCUAGUCCCGCCCGACAUUUUAAAACUGGCUGCCAAAUUGAUGAAGCAGUUAAAACAGGUCUUUUGUUGUCAACCCAAAUGGUAAAUGAAAUAUUUAAAGAAUUUUUUCAAAAAAGGCUGAAAAACGCUAAUGACAGGGCCAGCAUUUUCGAAAGAGUUUGUAACCCCAAACUGAAAACAGGUCUGGAAAAAGUGAAGAAAGUGCCAAAGAUAAUAAGCAGCUUGAAGGAAGAUCGGCAAGCCUUUGGUGCAAUGAUAGGCAAAAAUAAGUCCACAGAGGAAUUGCUUUCAUAUCCACUCGCCAGUGUUCCCUUAGCUCUAGCAUCGCCAGAUGGUGAUCUUAGACAAGGCUCAAAAGCUGCACUAAGAAAACAUCUAAUUGAAGAAGCAAAUGCUUCGACGACACAACCAGAAACGGGGGCAUUUUGGAUCGUGGAUGGUAUGGCUGUUGUAAGGACGAUUCUACGUAAAAAUACAUGGGGUGAGUACGCAACAGCAUUCUUCAGUUUUUGCACACCAAGUAGAGACUCGUCUCCUUUAAGGUUAGGCAUUAUCUUUGAUUGCUACAAAGAAAGCAACAUAAAACAGCUACCACAGUUGCGCCGUGGAAUGCCAGGAAGACGGACCUUUAUAACAAGCCCCCAGCAAAAUAUGCCCAGGCAGAGUGAAUGGAACUCUUUUCUACACAACCCCGAAAAUAAAACUGAGCUGAUCCACUUUCUCGUCAAGAGAACCGGUCACGUCUCAUCAGAAUACCAACAAUUAUUACAGAAAAUGAGAAGUCAUGGCUUCUAACAACCACAAGCAUCACCGAAUUAGAGGACUGUAAUCAUUUCGAAGCUGACACCCGUCUAAUCUAUGUUGCUACCCAAGUCGACGAUAUGCCCGUCAUUAUUAGCGCAACAGACACCGACGUCCUGGUUUUGAUGGUGCAUAUCUAUUCAUGGAGAGAUAUUGAUCGACCAUGGCAAAUGAAAAUCGACCAUCAAAAUUUCGUCAACGUUGCCGCAAUUGCUGAUCACAUCGGUUCGGAAGCAUGCAAUGUCUUACCAGCUUUUCACAGCAUAACUGGAUGUGACACGACAUCAUUUCCAUUUAGAGUUGGUAAAGUUGCCCCAUGGAAAAAGCUGAUGAAAAUGCGUUUAUAUGACCUUCUUUCGACAUUUGGCUGCAGAUUUCUGACGGAUGAUAGCCUGCUAGCAGCCAAAGAAUCCUUUCGAAGUAUCAUGUAUAAUGGAGAAAUAAAAGAAAGCUACCUAGAUACAAGAGUAAGAAUAUACCAAAAGCAAAAAUUGAAGUCUAGUGAGGGAAUAAUUCCGGAUGAAAACAGUGCCAUGCAACACCUUAAGCGAAGUUGGCUGCAAUGCUAUGUUUGGUGUCAUUGUACUGAGAGUCAAAUUGAUUUCCCUACCAUUGACGAAACUUUUGGUUGGAGUCAGAAUGUCGGUUUCAUCAAGCCAUUGUGGUAUUCGUGCAGCCAGUUUCCACCAGAUAUGACAGACAUUAACGAAGAGGCAGAAAUUUAUGACCCAGGAGUGCAUUUAGAUGGAGAGAUUUGAUCGCGCGAUGAACAGGAACCCCCAGAAAAACGAAUCAGAACAAAAGAGGCAGAAGAACGGAAUGUGGAAGUCGAGAGUCUGUUUACGACUUUGACUUCAGAAGAUGAAUUUGAUGAAACAGGAGAAAAAGAUGAAGAACAAGAGAAAGAAGCAAAGGAAGAAGAUAAUUAUGAAGAUGACUGGGAUUCAGACAGCAGUUUUGGGGACCUUCACUAACAAUACUGCUUUGCACAGAAAAACAUUUGUUUUGUUGGCAGAAGGACCAUAUCAUUAGUUAGAAUAUUUCUUGUGGCAGAAUGCACCAUUUUUCAAAUCUACCAUUAUGUGUUUCAUCUGGUAUCGACUAUAGCGACUUAAAGCACAUCAAAACAUCUUCGUAUCCAAAUACUCGGCAAAAAAGGAUAUGUGCAAGCAAAAUUCUGAAUACCCGCCAUAUUGAAUUUAUGCCGCCAUUAUGAAGGGAAAUGGUAAAAGAUAAUUACUACAGAAUAUUUACAAAAAGAUAUAGUUAUCUGCUUGAAGAUAUCAAAAACUUGCGCUUGAUGUAAGAAUAUGCCUAUUUAAUUCUUAAAUUGUUAAAAGUUAAAAGUCCGCCAUUUUGCAACUGAGCCACCAUUUUGAAAAUAAGGAAAAAAUUCAAAAGUCCCCAAGUGAAAUUUGAUUCUGCAAUGUCUAGCGGCCCUAAAAUCGUUUUCAGAACUUUGACUGGACAAUUUUUCCGAUUUUUCUCUUUUGGGACCUGUCUAUAAGGGCCUGUUUAUAUGAGCAAAGUUAUCCCACCUUCAAGCAUAUGGGCUGGCAAGUGGGAUAAAAUCACCGCAUGUUUACAUGCAAAUUUCAUCCUACCUUCCAGCAUGUUGCUUCUUUUUUAGCUCUCCUCCCAGCUGUCCUUCAGGCAUGUGAAUGGAAAUGGGAAUGCAAUGGCCUAUCUGCAUCAAAAUCCAAUCCUUGGAACGCGAGCUUGAACUUGUAUUUGUAAUUCAAGCAAUUUAACAAAUGGCGGACCUUCUCAUUGGUGGGAUAAUUUUGCUCAUAUAAAACAGGCCCUAAAAAUGGUUAAACGGUAUCAAAUGCAAAAUGCAGGAAGGCUUAUGGAGACCAACUUGAAUGUACAUUGCCACCAGUGGCGGCGCCAGUUACUUCUGGCUGGGAGGGUAAUUGGCGUGGUCCGUGAGACCACGCCCCUUUUGCCUCGUUUUAGUCCUUUGCACCAAGUUGAUUUUCUUCGGAAAAUUUAUGAACUACCUCUACCUAGCGUCUUUCAAUCCGUUAUUAGAAGAAAUAUGUAGACCAUGUUUUGG